GCAUACAGAAAAAUUACACCUCCAGACCUCCUCCAUUCCUCAAUCCUCGUCUCCAGACUCCAGAGAGGAAAGUUUCCAGAUUCCUCUCCUCUCCGGCCACGGGCGCCAGGGUUGAUCCACCUGCUGCAGCUCGGGGAAUUGCCUGCGCCGCCGCCGGGCCGCACUGAUCGCCGGCGCGGCCUUUGAGAAGCGUCGGCUUCUCCUGGUUCGGACCGACAAAAUGGUUUAUCACUCUAGUUUUGUUGAUGAUGAUGGGAUCACCAAAGCUUGUGGGUGUCCUUUGCUUCCACUAAAAACUCAUAUAAAGGGCCCAGCCCCAGCCUCCGACCCAGAUAAAGCGGACAUAGUUGAUGAAGCCAUAACUUUCUUUCGAGCAAAUGUUUUCUUCAAAAAUUUCCACGUGAAAAGCCCAGCAGACAAGUUACUGAUCUAUCUGACAUUUUACAUCAACAUUGCCUUGAAAAGACUAGAAGGCUGCCGAACACUUGCUGUUGGGACUAAGGCAAUCAUUAAUCUGGGCUUGGAGAAAGUUCCUGUGCCUGGGGAACCAGGAUUUCCUUUCCCUGGACUUUUCACUCUCCCCCAAUCCCAGGAGGAAGCAGAACUGCUGAGGAAUUAUUUGAAGCAGAUAAGGGAGGAGACAAGUGGAAGACUGCUCAACUGUGCAUACAGAGCUAAUGGUUUUCCUAACAAAUGGUGGUUGGCUUUUGCAAAGAGGAAGUUCAUGAACAUUGUCAUCCUUUAGACGUAGGCAUUUUCAGAAACAGGUUAUAGCUGUUUGUAGAAACCCUAGUUAUUUCUUAUGAUUACCUGAAGUAUUUCCCAAAGAAAAAUAUUCAUUCUACAUCUGGAGUGGGAAGCCAAAUAUUUUGAUGAGAUGAUGGAUAGGAUGCCCAAAAUCAUUUCUUGCAAUGUUGAACUGAAGGAAAUUCCAGCUGUUA
This is a messenger RNA of Phragmites australis (common reed), 941 nucleotides long. Its product is annotated as actin-related protein 2/3 complex subunit 3. The record is from RefSeq and is a predicted model, not a curated record. Gene Ontology annotation, biological process: Arp2/3 complex-mediated actin nucleation; regulation of actin filament polymerization. The transcript is spliced from 4 exons. Gene Ontology annotation, molecular function: actin filament binding. Gene Ontology annotation, cellular component: Arp2/3 protein complex; cytoskeleton. Bases 221 to 745 code for a protein of 174 amino acids. NCBI's taxonomy places the organism in Eukaryota, Viridiplantae, Streptophyta, Magnoliopsida, Poales, Poaceae.